Adineta steineri is the source of this 2556-nucleotide messenger RNA. Lineage: Eukaryota; Metazoa; Rotifera; Eurotatoria; Adinetida; Adinetidae. The record is from the annotation of a GenBank genome assembly.
AUGAAACAACAAUCACUCUUCAAGGCACCUCAACCACUUAUUCUUUCUCAUCCUGCAGUGAAAUUAUUUGUAUCACAUGGUGGAUGGAAUAGUGUUCUUGAGACUAUGUCUGCUGAAAAACCUAUGCUAAUUUUGCCAAUGUUUGGUGAUCAAUUUCUGAAUGGACAUCGAAUAGAGCAUGAAUUUGGUACAGGUCGAGUUAUUCGAAAUACAAAAUCAAAUGGUCAUCAACAUCUAAUAACGACUGAUGAGAUCAAUCUAUAUAUUCAACAAAUAUUCGAUUUAAAGAUGGCAGUUAUUGAAAAAGCACAACAAUUACAAAUAAUAAUUCAUCAUGCAAGAGAAAAUACGUCUCCAGAACAUGUAAAUGAAAUUAUCAACAUAAUUAAUCUUAACGUAAUUGAUGCUCAACAUGAAAAUACAAAAAAACAACACCAGGGUACUUUGAAUACAAUUGGAGAUGAUGGCAAUUCGGAAAUAGAUGGAACAGAAAAUGAUGGUACCGGAGAUAAAUCAGAUCGUAAAAAUAAUCGCAACAAUACACCAGAUAGAAAGAAAUCGUUUGAUCGAAAUAAUGAUGAUGAUAAUAAUGAUCGAGCAAAUCGACGAGAUCAUAUGCAUGAUAGAAAAAAUAAUCGUAAUAACAGACCAGAUAAAACGAAGCCAUAUAAUCGAAACAAUGAUGAAGAUUUUGAUGAUUCAGGCGAAUUAUUACCAUCAAAAGAUCGUAAGAGAAAACAUUGGAAGAAGGAUAAACAUAUGCAAAAACAUAAACAUUGGAAGAAAAAGAAACAUGGUAAACAUCAUCAUGGUCAUGAACAUCAUCGAAAACAUCACCAUCAUCAUCAUCAUCAUCAUCGCCAUCAUCAUGAAGAUAAAAAUCAUCGACAUAGAAAACCGAACCAUCGAAAACCUGAAUACAACGAAGAAGAUAAAUUUAUUGAUAAGAAUAAAAGUAAUAAAGAUCAAUACAAUGACUCACCAGCAAGUCGACGAAAUCCAACGAAUACCGAUGUUUACAAUUCUGAUCGAAAGAACAACACUUGUGUAGAAAAUCAUGGUUAUUGUAUUUUUAAUGAAAAAAUUAAACCUACAUGUCUGUGUUUACCUUGUUUUACUGGUGAAAAAUGUGAAGAAGAAAUAGUAUCUAGAAAUUUAUGGACUAUUUUUGUACCUCUCGAUGAAGUAACCAUAGGUGGAGCGACAACUCAAGCUAUUCUUGGUGGUUUAUUUGGUGGAUUUCUUAUAUUAAAUGGAAUACUAUGUUUACAGACAUAUUUAUGCAAAAAAAUACGUAUAACAAACUUAGGAAUCUACUUGAUAAUGCUGUCAAUUGUAUCAAUAUUUAUUGGUUUAUUACAAAUUGUAUUUACGUCACUAAUUCCAUAUGUUAAGAAAUUACCACAACCAUCUUUAUUUGCUGAUUUCUAUUGUUUUAUUAUGUCAAAAUUUGUUACUGUAUCCCUUAUUGCUAUGUACAAUUGGUUUAUUGCCAAUGUUGCUAUAGAAAGAAUGUUAGUUGAAUGUUUUACAAGUUGUAAUCUAUAUGAUUCGAGGCGUCGUUCAUUUAUAGUCUCUAUUAUUAUUAUAAUCAUAUGUCCGUUAACUACACUUCCUGGAAUCUUCACAGUUCGUCAAAAUCAACCACCACAACUACGACCUGUUCAAUGCAUCAACUUCACUCACCUUGGAUAUAUCUUAUAUGCAACUAUUACACGUAUUCAUCUAUUUGCAUUCUAUCUUCUCUAUAUUAUAAUGAACAUUAUAGUCUUAGGACAUCUUCUUAGACAUCGUCGACGUUUUACAGAUAAUGAUUCAUUACCUACUCAGCUUUGGGUCAUUCUAUGUAAACAUAAAGAUUUUUUUAUACCUUAUUUAAUUCAAGCUCUCGGUCAGUUACCUAAUGUAUUGAUGGAUUUUAUUAUGACAUGUUCAAUGGCUAACACAACGUUGGUCGCUCGUAUAUCUGUGGCAUUUUAUGUUAUACAAAUUGCUCCAUUUGCAUUAACAUUUUAUUUAUACACUUAUUUAUCGCCAGUGUAUUGGUCAGAAUUUUGGAAUUCUUCUCCCAUUGGAAAAUGUCUUAUAAAAAUGAAUUUCUCUGUCGAUCUUCCACAUUCGAAAUUCCCGAACUUGUCAAUAUCACCUUUAGUUACAGAUGAUGCUUCGGAGAUGUUUAUUCAUCUUAAUGAUGAAGAGACAGUAAAAUAUCUUAUUGGCCCACCGUUUCCCAUCACAAUGGAUCAAAUCAAAGAUUAUAUUUCUUCUCGACCUUUAGUCAGUGAAUAUCCUACGACGUUUGCAAUUCGUGAUAAUAAAAAAAUGAUCGGUGAAUUGUGUCUGAUACCUCAAAAGAUUGCUUCUACGUAUGAAUUGGGAUACUAUCUGGCUCGACCCUAUUGGAACAAUGGUAUUACAACUGCAGCAGUCAAAAUAUUUUUAAACAUAAUGAUAGAACGGAUUAGUACAGAACAUGAUAUUAGAAUUGAAGCAGGAUAUCUCGCUGAUAACCUUGCAAGUGAAAAUGUUUUGAAAAAUGUGGAUUCACGAAAAUAG